UCAUUGAUUUGAUGAAAUAUUUCAGGUUGGAGACCUUUUAAACUUCUUAAGUGCUGUGUUUUUUGGGAUUCAUAUGCUUAGAACUGAACAUAUUUCGAGAAGUACCAGUAAAGAAAACUACUUACCACUCCUCGGAUAUGAGAUAUGCACUGUUGCUCUUCUCUCAACUAUUUGGUACUCUAUGGAAACCUGGUUUGGGGGUGGCAUUCAAGAAUCAAAUAUAUCAUCUUGGACGUGGGCAACAUGUUGGCAUUUGAUUGCAACAUUUCCUUGGAUACCUGCACUUUACACUGGCAUAUUUUCAACAAGUCUAUGCUUAUGGGUAGAGAUAGCUGCCAUGUGUGAUGUUUCGGCUACAGAAACUGCAAUAAUUUAUGGAUUGGAACCAGUAUGGGGUGCUGCAUUUGCUUGGUUGUUACUUGGUGAGAGAUGGGGCAUUAAUGGAUGGAUUGGGGCUGCUCUUGUGAUAGGUGGAAGUUUAACUGUGCAGAUAUUUGGAGCGUCUUCUGACUCAAUGAGAGAAUACAAAAACAGUAAUAUAAAAAGUGAUGAUUUAUUGAUUUCUGACGAACGAAAUGGAUUCGCUACACCUCCAGAUACCGUUAACACUGGAAUGGAGUCACCUGACUUGAUAAAGAAAUAAG
Olea europaea var. sylvestris is the source of this 644-nucleotide messenger RNA. RefSeq lists its product as uncharacterized. Gene Ontology annotation, cellular component: membrane. The transcript has 4 exons. The record is from RefSeq and is a predicted model, not a curated record. Lineage: Eukaryota; Viridiplantae; Streptophyta; Magnoliopsida; Lamiales; Oleaceae. The coding region runs from base 74 to 643 and encodes 189 amino acids.